AUGUUGCUUGUAAAGCUGGCGAUUGAUAGGGCAAUGGCUGAGGCAGAAGACACCAAAGAUAAACAGCCUGGUGCCCUAGGAAGAACGGAAGUAACCAGGGAUGCUCAGAGGAGAAGGUACAAUGGGGGGCUGCGGAAGGAGCAGCUGGCAGUGCAGACCCAACCCUCACAGCCUCCUUUGGUGACCGACUCAGAAUGGUUGGCUCUGAGUGCAGAAGAACAAUUGGCCUGGGCCAAAAAUAUUCAAGACCCUCGGAUUGCAGUAGGUUCCCACUCCCCAUUAGAAAAGAAGAUUGAGAUAAUAAAGGACAGCCAACUUAAAAGAGUUCUAAUACUUCCCUUUGACAAGAGUUUAGGUGGUGUCCAUUCUUCAGAGGUGAGGAAAUUGUUAGCCCAAAAGACUCAACAGGAGAAUGAAAGACUUGAUCAACUUAAGGCCAUGUCUUUUGACUUCCGGUUUGCCCAAGCAGAGGCAUACUACUAUCAACACUACCAGGAAAUGCUGGAAGAAGCAUGUAAACACAAAAUGGUUCCAGAAGGGGAAAUUAAAACAGAAGAAAAGGAAAGGAGACCACACAAUGAAAAAAAAGAAGAUGCUAAAAAAUGGCACUAUCUAGUGCCUGAGAGAGAGCUGAACCAGAUACAGAAACACAUACACCGAGCUGAACAAGCCAGAGGCCUCAGAGACCAGAAUUAUCAACUGCUCCCUCAAAGCAUCUCAGAUGAAAUUCCUUCCCACGAAGUAUUAAACCAGAAGAAGGAUGAAAACACUGAAAACAUCCAGAAAACACACAAAAUUAAGGCCAAGCAGUACAGGGUGGCCUGGGCAAAGAAACAGAUAAAGGGACAUCAAGAGCGAAUGAUUCUAGGGAGAGAACUUACGGAGAAAAGAAAUAGUCAACAAGUUGCUCAAAAAAUACCUGCACAAGCUCCCCCUUUCUUGAAACCUCAAGUGAAGAAAAAGGAAGUAAAAGAAUAUGAAUGGGUCACCACCUAUCCCAUUGUCCAGCCUUAUGCGGAAGCACUUUUAGAAGUGACCAUUCUGAUGGAAAAGUCCAAAAAAGAGGGUAAAAUUGGAAAACCACUCUGA
This is a messenger RNA of Rangifer tarandus platyrhynchus (Svalbard reindeer), 1089 nucleotides long. Lineage: Eukaryota; Metazoa; Chordata; Mammalia; Artiodactyla; Cervidae. The record is from the annotation of a GenBank genome assembly.